Miniopterus natalensis is the source of this 2489-nucleotide messenger RNA. The record is from RefSeq and is a predicted model, not a curated record. NCBI's taxonomy places the organism in Eukaryota, Metazoa, Chordata, Mammalia, Chiroptera, Miniopteridae.
AAAUUAAAAAAGGGUGGUCACCCAACUGAAGGUGGGCCCAUCCGAGGAGGGCCCCUAGUGCCCAGCAGGUACAAACGGUGCUUAGUAUAGCUCAGGAAGCCUUAAGAGAGGAAGUCUAUGGGGAAAGAAGCUGAUUAGGAAGCUGAUAACAUGAUUCCUGAGCUGAUAAACUGGGGGUGUGGGAAGAUGGUAUCAGCUAACGGUCCCAGGUCCCAACGGAGGUCUCAUCACCUCAUCAGAAGCAAGACUGAGGGAGGUUCCAUGGUGAGGAGUCAGCAGACACAAGUCCUGGCUUUUUCCUGCUUGCGGCCAGCUGUGUGACCCUGGGCAGGCCUCCACCACUUUGCAGGUCAGUGGGGAAUUAUGAGAUCAGGGAGGGUGCGCCCUCUGUAGCCUGCCAAGUACCUUCCCCAAGAUGAGCUGAUUCUUAUCAUCAAACCCUAGGUCCAAGCAUGUUAGAACAAGACACACAUCAGAGAUGACUCAGACUACCUGUUAAUUGGACAGGCAGGGAAACCAAGGCCCAGAAUGGAGUAGUGGCUCUGCCAAGAGCAUUCAGCAGAUGAAAGGUAUAGAAUGAACUAGGACCCAGAGCCACUGGGCUGUUAGGCCUGGGUUUGCCCAGCACCAUGACAGGAAGAAGGAGAAAGCGGCUGGCAGGAGUGAGGUGGGGGGGGAGCCUAGGACCCUGUUCUCGAGGGUAAAUUGAGAUGGGGAUAGAAGGAUCAGAGUACUAGGCGAUUUGGGUUAGUCCCUACCCCUCUCGGUGCCACAGCCUCUGUAUUUGAAGUGAUCAGAGGGAAAGUCUAUCCCUAAGGGUCAUCCUAAGUCUAUGGUUUUUUAUGUGAGGGCCCACGAUCCAUAGGCCAGCCCACCCUGACAUGGAGUCAACUAGGAACAGGGAGUUAGCUCUCCUUCACCUUUACAGAAUAGAGAGGGAGGUCCCCUGCCCCCAUCCACCCCAUGGUUCAGUCUGGCCUGCUGCUGGACUUGCAUGUUGCUGGGGUGCUAGGGUGACAGCUUAAAGACCAGGAUCAUCUCUGCAGGAUCAAAAGGCCAGAUGAGUAGGUUCUGGGGGCAGGACUGGCUCCACUCGUGCCAGGGGAAAACAAGGCUGGGUCAGGCUAUGGGAGAAAGCGGGAAUAGGCCUGGCCCAGAUGCCUUGUCCGUGGAAAAUACCUGCUAACACCCUUCAUGGCCCAGUUUCCCAAAAUACUCAUCCUUGUCUUUCUACCACCACUCUCCAGGCUCUGCACCUUCUUCCUUCCCUCAGCCCCGGAGCAAUCUAAUGAGUCCUGCAAGAACUAUUGGGGAAAGAUCCAGAUUCUGGAAUUCAGGUGGCCAUGGUGGAAGUACAACUGGAGAACAACCACGAAUAUCCACCAGGCCUGCUGGUGGCCUUUAGUGCCUGCACCACCGUACUAGUGGCUGUGCACCUAUUUGCACUCAUGGUCUCCACGUGUCUGCUGCCCCACAUUGAAGCUGUUAGCAACAUCCACAACCUCAACUCUGUCCACCAAUCUCCACACCAGCGACUCCACCGCUACGUGGAGCUGGCCUGGGGCUUCUCCACUGCCUUAGGCACCUUCCUCUUCCUUGCUGAAGUUGUCCUUGUUGGCUGGGUCAAGUUUGUGCCCAUUGGGGCCCCCUUGGGCACAUCAGCCCCCAUGGUACCUGCCUCCCAGGUGCCUGGGACUGUACCACCAGUGGCCACCUCCCUGAGUCCAGCUUCUAAGCCACCCUCUGCUUCUACAGCCCCUCCUCAGACUCAGCCAUCUGAGGCCUGCCCACCCCAGCAAGCAUGUGGUGGUAGUGGGGUCCGUGGACCAGGAUGGCAAGCGGCCAUGGCCUCCACAGCAAUCAUGGUACCUGUGGGCCUUGUGUUUGUGGCCUUUGCCCUGCAUUUCUACCGCUCCUUGGUGGCACACAAAACAGACCGCCACAAGCAGGAGUUAGAGGAGCUUAGUCGCCUGCAGGGGGAGCUGCAGGCUGUGUGAUGCUGGUGUUAGCCACCAGUUAGGAGCACUGCCUUCUUCAGGGGUCAGCCAGAGGCCCCUGCUCUAUAGACCACUGUUCCCUGACCCUGCCUGGAGGCCUCAAUUCCUGUGUCCACUCUUAGGUAGAGACCAGAUUCCUGGCCUCAGGGUCCUUUGGGCUGGGCCUUGGGGCAGCUCCCAUAUUCCCAGGGAUUCUCCCUGUCAGCCUGUCCUAUGGGUUUUGUAAGUUCUGAUCUACACCUGGGCUGGGAGGAGCAGGGGAGGAAGUGGAAGGUCCUCAGUCCAAGGUUCAUACAGUAGGUGGAAGAGAGGCAGGGAGACCCUGGUCAGACCUUUGGUGCUGACCCUUAGCCACUUGCCCCUAUACAGGAUGUGGAGGUCAGGUUACACGCCCACCCAACUGCCCCAGAAGGCAGCCAGCCCUUGCUUUUUUGUUUGUUUGUUUUUUUGUUAAUCCUCAUGAGAGGAUAUUUUUUCCAUUGCUUUUUAGAG